Molecule: messenger RNA, 1599 nt
Organism: Morchella importuna
Lineage: Eukaryota; Fungi; Ascomycota; Pezizomycetes; Pezizales; Morchellaceae
Exons: 2
Coding region: 1-1599 (532 amino acids)
Biological process (GO): proteasome-mediated ubiquitin-dependent protein catabolic process
Cellular component (GO): nucleus
Molecular function (GO): ubiquitin binding
Source: RefSeq, a predicted model, not a curated record
AUGGAGAUAGACGAAGCUUUAGUAGCCCAGUUUUCAGCAAUUACUGAUUGUCCCAAACGAAAGGCGGAGACUUAUCUCCGCGUCUCAGACAUGAAUCUUGAGCAAGCUAUACAGCUUUUCUUUGAGACCGGAGGUGUCGAUAUGGAUGUUCCUGCUAGCACUUCUACACCUAGUGCACCCCCGCUCCCUGCGCGACCCGUCACCGGAGCUGGCGGUGAACUGAUCGAGAUUGACGACGAUACAGACGAAGAUUUGAGGGAAGCUUUGGAAGCAAGUGGUGGGAACGUUUCUGCCUCUACAGGCGGGGCUGCUGCAGCAGAAAGUGCCGCCUACGACGACGAGGCUUUGGCAAGGCAGUUACAGCAGGAGUUUUAUGGGGGUGGGUCAGGUGAAAGUAACGGCGUUAGAGCACCGAUGGCAAGGACAGUGGAGACUUUGGUUGAUGAGGAUGAUGACUAUUACUCUGACCCAAGGCGGCGGACUGGCGCACGGAGAGGAGGUCCAGGGCGUUCAAUCUUCAAUCAGCACAGUACUAGCGUUUGGGACGAAAGCGCUGCCGACCGCGCUAGAUUAAUCGCAGAGUCUACAGGUGGCGCAUCAGAAGCAUCAGCAAAAUCAACCAAAUUGGCAGAGAUGUACCGGCCCCCGUUCGAAAUAAUCUCGAUGCUGUCCCUAGAGGACGCCAGGUCAGAAGCCAGAGAAGCAGAGAAGUGGAUCAUAGUAAAUAUCCAGGAUAAUUCGCUUUUUGCAUGCCAGACCUUAAAUCGUGAUAUUUGGAAACAUCCAGAGGUUAUGGCCACUGUUAAGGAGAACUUUUUGUUCCUGCAAAUGGACCGACAUGGUAUGGAUGGAAGGGACUACAUUAGAUACUACCUUCAGAAGGCUGCAGACCCAUCAGCGCGGUUCGACCCAACAAUCGCCGACCUAUUCCCACACAUUGCUAUUAUUGAUCCCCGGACAGGAGAGCAGGUCAAGGUUUGGAAUUCGGCUCCAAAGGAGCCGAUGGAGUUUGUGAUGCAGCUACAUGAGUUUCUUGAACGAUACUCUCUAAGGGUGGAUGCGAAGAAUCCCGUACAGCGCACCAGCAAACCCAAGGCUAAUGUCGAACACAUGACGGAAGAAGAAAUGAUGCAGCUCGCCAUGGAGAACUCUCUUAGCGCAGGCACCAGCACAGAUGCCGACCCGGACACACUCACAAAGCACGAUGAUGAUGACUUGAUGGAAAUCGGGAGUUCAAAUGAUAAAGGGAAGGGGGUCGCCGAGGAGCUCUCAGUGUUUGAUCAAAUUCGUGCAGAUCGUCACCAUGCGGAGCCGCCCCCAGGACCAGAGACUACAAGGAUCCAGUUCAAGAUGCACGAUGGAACCCGUGUUGUGCGAAGAUUCCUCCUCAAAGACCGCGUCGAGAGGCUGUUUGAGUACGUCAAGGCGGAUAUGCUGCCUGAACAGGAGGCCAAGAAGCCAGUCGAGGAGCGGUCGACUACAGCCAAGGAGUUUGAUCUUGUGAUAUUGGGCAAGAAGUUGAUUGACCACUUGGACCAAAGCGUUGACGAAGCUGGUUUGAAGAUGGCAACGGUGAUGGUUGAAGUAAUGGAUGACUAG